Trichosurus vulpecula (common brushtail) is the source of this 928-nucleotide messenger RNA. RefSeq names its product sulfotransferase family cytosolic 1B member 1-like. Gene Ontology annotation, molecular function: sulfotransferase activity. Gene Ontology annotation, biological process: sulfation. Gene Ontology annotation, cellular component: cytoplasm. The coding region runs from base 30 to 917 and encodes 295 amino acids. The transcript is spliced from 7 exons. The record is from RefSeq and is a predicted model, not a curated record. Lineage: Eukaryota; Metazoa; Chordata; Mammalia; Diprotodontia; Phalangeridae.
AACGGACACAUUCUCCAUCUAACGCCAGAAUGACUUCUCCAGAUUUCAUCCGACGUGAUUGGGAGACUGUCCAUGGCUACCCCAUGGUUUAUGCCUUUGCACUAAACUGGGAAAGGAUUGAGCAGUUCCAAUGCAGGCCAGAAGAUGUUUGGAUAAUCACUUAUCCCAAGUCUGGUACCACAUGGGUGAGUGAAAUCAUGGACUUAAUUAAAAGUGAUGGGUCUGUUGAAAAACAGGAAAAAGCUCCAAUUGGCCAUCGAAUCCCAAUGAUGGAGUUAGCAGCUCCUGGGAUAAUUACUGCAGGUACAGAUCUUUUAGAAAAGAUGCCAUCUCCUCGAUUUGUGAAGAGUCACCUGCCAAUUUCCCUCCUUCCUAAGAAUUUCUGGGAGUGCAACUGCAAGAUAAUCUAUGUGGCUCGGAACGCCAAGGAUGUGGCAGUCUCCUAUUACAAUUUUGACAGAAUGAACAAGUUCCACCCAGAGCCAGGCACAUUUGCUGAGUACCUAGAGAAAUUCAUGUCUGGGAAUGUGGCCUACGGCUCCUGGCAUGAACAUGUCACAAGCUGGUGGGAGAAGAAGAAAGAUCACCCCAUACUUUAUCUGUUCUAUGAGGACAUAAAAGAGGACCCGAAGAGAGAAAUUCGGAAAGUGAUGCAAUUCCUAGGGAAGAAACUGGAUGAAGCAACCUUGGACAGAAUUGUCCAACACACCUCCUUUGAAAAUAUGAAAGAUAACUUGAUGGUGAAUUACAAGUCAUUACCAACUACCUUGAUGGAUCAUAAUAUCUCUCCUUUCAUGCGCAAGGGGAUUGCUGGUGACUGGAAGAACUACUUCACUGUGGCACAAAAUGAGAUAUUUGAUGCAGAUUAUGAGAAAAAGAUGAGUGGAACAACACUGAAGUUCCGCACUGAAAUCUGAAAAAAAAAAGG